UCUCAGUCUAACUUUGUUAGUGUUCACUUCGUUUAAAGUUCUUAACUUGCAAUCAUGACUGGUCGUGGUAAGGGAGGAAAAGGAUUGGGAAAAGGAGGAGCCAAGCGCCAUCGUAAAGUUCUUCGUGAUAACAUCCAAGGUAUUACUAAACCAGCUAUCCGUCGUCUGGCUCGUCGUGGUGGAGUCAAACGUAUCUCCGGUCUGAUCUACGAAGAAACCCGUGGAGUUCUCAAGGUCUUUCUUGAAAACGUUAUUCGUGACGCAGUUACUUACACCGAGCACGCCAAGCGUAAGACUGUCACCGCCAUGGACGUUGUCUACGCUCUGAAACGUCAAGGCCGUACUCUUUAUGGUUUUGGAGGUUAAGCAUCAUUCGACUCAGCAAAUAUUAAACAAAACGGCCCUUUUCAGGGCCACCAAAUUUUUCAUACGUUGAAAGUAAAUCAAGUUUUAUUAAGUAUUAUUAAUUGCAUUAUUUCUUCUCAACUCGCUCACUAUUCUAUGUAACCAAUACAUGAACCCUAAUUAUCUUAGUUAAUAAAAUUACAAAAAAACAUCUUAAUUAACAAAUGGAAUAUUUCAUCGUCAGAUGUUUACUUACAGUACAUCAUUUAUUUAAGUUGUAUUAUAGAAGAUUUGCCUUAUCUCGAAUAAAAAGCCAUUCAUAAACGUAUUAGCAAUAGUGCUCAACAACCAAUUAGAUAUAAGAAGCUAUUCUUAUAAAUAAUCUCAACUGCUAGAAUUACUAUCUAUAGGUACAAUCGCCGACAAUAAUUCGCCCCGGGUUGUGUUGCCCCCGGCUUGAUGAACUUUUCUAUUUCAGUACAUCUCUUCCAAAACAACAGUAAUAAAAAUAUUUGUAUAAAAGAUACUUCUAGUAUCAAAUUAGUUUUUUAUUUGAUAAAUCCAUUCUAAAUUUAAUAUCUCUAGGAUAAUAUUUAUUAAAACAAGACACAAUUUAAAUUUCUGUUAAAUAAAUUAUCUGUAAAAUUAAACAAAUGUAUGAAAAUAAUGUGGAAAAAAUAAAUUUCAAUUUUUUCAUA
Molecule: messenger RNA, 1043 nt
Organism: Microplitis demolitor
Lineage: Eukaryota; Metazoa; Arthropoda; Insecta; Hymenoptera; Braconidae
Product: histone H4
Exons: 1
Coding region: 55-366 (103 amino acids)
Biological process (GO): nucleosome assembly
Cellular component (GO): nucleosome
Molecular function (GO): DNA binding; structural constituent of chromatin; protein heterodimerization activity
Source: RefSeq, a predicted model, not a curated record